ACUGUCCAGAUCAUUUGUUUUCAAAACUCCCUACACGUGUGAGAAUAUUUAGCAAAGUUUAUUUAUUUUAUUAAAUUAUGGGUCGGAAGAUACAAAAUAAGAAAAAAGUUCCUCAACUUGAGAUUGUGCCUAUGGAUGAAAAUCCUCCAUUACCACCACAGAGAACUUCUGACGACGUCGUACCUAAAAGAGAAAAAUGGAUAAAUAAGCAGCGUGUUCUAGUCUUUGCUGCUAGAGGUAUUAACCAUCGUGAUCGCCAUCUAUUGCGAGAUAUAAAAAGUCUAAUGCCUCAUCAUCGUCCUGAGUCAAAAAUGGAACGUUCAAAAACGCUAUCUGUAAUCAAUGAAAUGUGCGAAAUGAAGCACUGCAACAAAACAAUAUUAUUUGAAGGACGCCGAAAACGUGAUUUAUAUAUGUGGGUGGCUAAUGCAGCUACAGGACCUUCCGCUAAAUUCCUUGUUGAAAAUAUUCAUACAAUGGCAGAACUUAAAAUGACUGGUAACUGUUUGCGCGGAUCUAGACCGUUAUUAUCAUUCGAUACUAAGUUUGACGAAGUCCCACACUUGAAGUUAUUGAAAGAAUUGUUUACACAAACUUUUGGUGUACCUAACCAUCAUCCAAAGAGUCAACCUUUUAUAGAUCAUGUCUACACUUUUACAUAUCUGGAUCAUCGCAUAUGGUUCAGAAACUUUCAAAUUCUCUCAGAAGAUGGUGGUUUAGCUGAGAUCGGCCCAAGAUUUGUUAUGAAUCCCGUUAAAAUAUUUGAAGGUUCAUUUACUGGCAAUGCUAUUUGGGAAAAUCCAAACUAUAUAAGUCCAUCGCGUCAACGUCAAAUGUUAAAGAAAGCCGCUAAGGAGAGAUACGUGAACCGUGUAGAACAGAAAGUACAUCAAGAAGUUAAUAGGCCAAAGGAGGCAUAUGAAGGAUUAGAGUAUGAAGAGUUAUUUGAAAAUGAGGACGCUAUAACGACAGCAAAAUUACUGGCGGAAAAAGCCAAGAAAAAGGUAGUUGUGGACCCGAGUAAAGAAAAGUCUUCCAAGUCAGCAUUGACGAAAAAAAUCAAAGAAAAACAACUAAAAGCUGCAGUUGAACUAAUAGCGAAAAAGAAAGCAAAAGUUUCGAAUAAGAAAAAAAUAAAUGAUUUUAUAACACAUCCAUACUUACUUGGCAUAAAGAUAGUUGUGAUAAUUUGUGGGAUUAUAUUUGUAAAUAAAAGAAGUUUUUUAAAUAAAUUGUUUAUAAUGUCUAUGCGACCGGAUGAUCAUCGUCGAAAAUGGGAUAAGACAGAAUACCAACGACUGGCACAGGAAAGGUUACAAAACCAGACGGCUAAGGCAAAUCCAAAGGAUGAAGAACCCAUACAACGUGAGAACCUAAAGCGGCGGGACUACAAAGUCGAUCUUGACAGUAAACUCGGAAAAAGCGUUGUUAUAAACAAGAACACACCUACCUCACAAUCUGGUGGCUACUAUUGUAAUGUAUGCGAUUGUGUCGUUAAAGACUCAAUUAAUUUUCUUGAUCAUAUCAAUGGCAAAAAACAUCAACGUAAUUUGGGCAUGUCCAUGAAAGUGGAGCGCAGUACUGUCGAUCAAGUAAAAGAACGAUUUCAAGCGAAUAAAAAAAAGAUGGAAGAAAAACAAAAAGAUUAUGAGUUGGAACGGCGCCUACGGGAAGCUAAAGAGGAGGAAGAACGUUACAAGGAGCAUCGAAAAGAAAAACGGAAAGAGCGUAAAAGGAAAGCCAGUGAUACCGAUCUUUUGGGUGGCGGUUUAUCUGAUGAUAUGGCAGCUAUUAUGGGAUUUUCUGGAUUUGGCGGUUCCAAAAAGAAUUCUUAGAAGAAAACAAGAAAUUUGUAAAUUUUUUGUUUUGUUUCUGUAAUAAUAUUUGUUAUUGCAUAAAACAUUGUAACAUAAAAGCUAGUAAAAAUAUAUGAACUUGAGCAAAGGAAAUGUGUGGGAAGCUUCUACUGCCACCAUCUGACAUCGGAUUACUCACGUGUGGCAACGUAGAUGACACCGGGCACUUGGACUAUGAUAGUAAUUCAAAGAUAUAAUUGAAAUAGAAAACAUAUAUUAAUAUUUAUAAAACUAUUUUAUAAGAAUUUAAAACAAAACUACCAUAACUUACCAAAAGCGCUUUGUUUAUAACUUCGGCCGCAAAACUUCGGAGCAAUCGCGCUGGCUUCACACCGCAUAGCAUUGCCGCUCUGACAUAAUUGCAAUUAAUAAUUUCGGUGAAUUGCCUACAAAAUGUUAAAUAUUUCGGACUAAAAUUACUGUUUUAGGAUUUCGUAUAAAAAAUGUUCAAUUAUAAUUUUAAUUCUCAAGGU
Messenger RNA from Bactrocera dorsalis (oriental fruit fly), 2329 nucleotides. Its product is annotated as ribosome biogenesis protein BRX1 homolog. Lineage: Eukaryota; Metazoa; Arthropoda; Insecta; Diptera; Tephritidae. The transcript has 6 exons. Gene Ontology annotation, molecular function: rRNA binding; zinc ion binding. Gene Ontology annotation, cellular component: nucleolus. The record is from RefSeq and is a predicted model, not a curated record. Gene Ontology annotation, biological process: rRNA processing; ribosomal large subunit assembly. Bases 78 to 1835 code for a protein of 585 amino acids.